UUUGGCGCGCCGUAGCGACUUGCUAUACUGAAACCCUCCAGAAGAUGGCGAUAGUGCGUGCGUUGAUCGAGGAAGAGAACGAAGAAGACGGAAAGUUAGAAACAUAAGAAGAAGAAGCAGCAGAAGCAGCAGUAUCGCUUUGAUGAAAACAUAAACAAGCGGCAACACAAAUAUGUCGAUUGUCUUUGUGCCAAAGAAACUGCGAGGAAAGGCGAAAAUCAACCAAGAAACCAUACAGCGGUUGCUGGAUGAGAACGACCAGUUAAUCCGAUGCAUCGCUGAAUACAUGCAGAAAGGACGCGCGGUGGAGUGCGUGCAAUAUCAACAGAUCCUGCACCGCAACAUCGUCUAUCUGGCGACCAUCGCCGACGCCAGCCCGGACAACGGGCCUCCUCCUGCACACUCGACACCGAACGAAACCUCCGCUUCGACGCCAGCAGGGAACGGGCACGGUGCGACGUGAUGACGUCAGCUCCCGUCGGCGGCGUUUUGGAUGAGGAUGAUUUUACGUCACGCAAAAUAUAUUUAUCACAAAGAUUAUCGAGAAUUUUACGAUAGAAGGGAUUGCUGGUGCUCUCAUUCAGUUAAACUGAAGGUCUAUAUUAUGAGGAUAAAUCCUGUAAAUUCUAAAUAUUAUUUGUUUGUAUGAAAUGUAUAUAAAUGUUUUUAAUUUGU
This is a messenger RNA of Pseudoliparis swirei, 675 nucleotides long. It is a transcript of the gene ss18l2, whose product is annotated as ss18, like 2. The transcript is spliced from 4 exons. Bases 173 to 463 code for a protein of 96 amino acids. Gene Ontology annotation, biological process: positive regulation of transcription by RNA polymerase II. NCBI's taxonomy places the organism in Eukaryota, Metazoa, Chordata, Actinopteri, Perciformes, Liparidae. The record is from RefSeq and is a predicted model, not a curated record. Gene Ontology annotation, molecular function: transcription coactivator activity. Gene Ontology annotation, cellular component: nucleus.